Molecule: messenger RNA, 820 nt
Organism: Myotis lucifugus (little brown bat)
Lineage: Eukaryota; Metazoa; Chordata; Mammalia; Chiroptera; Vespertilionidae
Product: cytochrome c oxidase subunit 7A2, mitochondrial
Exons: 4
Coding region: 134-442 (102 amino acids)
Biological process (GO): regulation of oxidative phosphorylation; mitochondrial respirasome assembly; mitochondrial electron transport, cytochrome c to oxygen
Source: RefSeq, a predicted model, not a curated record
AGGCACAGAGAAAUGAGAGAACAGCUGCCACAAUUCUGGGACACUGUGGAAGAGCUUUUUUGCAUGGGGGAUUCUGCAGCGUCCAGAGGUACAAGAAGAUAAAAAUGGGUAUCCCAACGCAGGUCUUCACAGCAUGCUCUCAGCACAAGGAACAAUAACGCCCUCACAGCAAUUUCUUCGAUGGAGAAAACUACCCGUAAUUCGCAUGAAUUGCUUCUUGAAUGUGGUCUUUGGAGACGGCAGAAUGCAGUAUAAAGAGCAGAGGAUGGCCAACACAUUGGGAAACCUGGAUGCUCUUCGUCAGAUUUCCCAGAGGACCAUAAGUACUGCUUCACGCAGGCAGUUUGAAAAUAAAGUUCGAGAGAAACAAAAGCUAUUUCAGGAGGAUGAUGGAAUUCCAGUGCAUCUAAAGGGUGGGGUAGCUGAUGCCCUCCCUGUAUAGAGCUCCCAUGAUUCUUCCAGUUGGUGGUAAGACAUUUGUAAUGCUUGGUUUAUAGAAAAGUAAUAGUAAGGAUAACUAACAAUUUCAUUGCUUUUACUAUACCAGUAUUUUUAAAAUAUUAUUUCUUAUUAAAUUCAUUGGGCUGUCAUUCAUUAAUUUUAUAUAUUUCAAGUAUACAAUUUUAUAAUACAUCGUCUGUAUAUAGCAUGCUAUGCCGGUAUUUUCACACAGGCACUCUUUCUCUAGAAUCUGAGAUCUUACUGCUUUGCUCUAAGGAUUCAAGAGGGUGAUUGGUACAUAUUGUAUAAGAACAUUUUAGCCGAAGCCGGUUUGGCUCAGUGGAUAGAGCGUCGGCCUGCGGACUGAAAGGUCCCGGGU